Messenger RNA from Tigriopus californicus, 2095 nucleotides. RefSeq names its product lysosomal proton-coupled steroid conjugate and bile acid symporter SLC46A3-like. Bases 201 to 1817 code for a protein of 538 amino acids. Lineage: Eukaryota; Metazoa; Arthropoda; Copepoda; Harpacticoida; Harpacticidae. Gene Ontology annotation, molecular function: transmembrane transporter activity. The record is from RefSeq and is a predicted model, not a curated record. Gene Ontology annotation, biological process: transmembrane transport. The transcript is spliced from 2 exons. Gene Ontology annotation, cellular component: membrane.
ACAUAUUGCGGUAGAACCUAAUUCCACCUGGCGUCAAAAACUGGGCCAACUAACCCUUGAUUGUGCCUGUACAUGUAUGGCGAUGACGUAAAAGAUCUCACAAUCUACCUACAUGAUUACUUUCAUUGACCAAAACUAAGACAUACAAGAAUUCCACAUGCCGAUCGAUCAGUCAGAUAUUUCCAUUUGGUUCAUUCACAAUGCCAAUUUCUAAGGAGAGUCUAGACUCAAAGCCCUCGUCGUGUUGUGGCAAGCUCAAAUCAGCCUGGUCGCUGAUCACGGUGGAACCCGCCGUUCUAUUGCUUACUAUCUCGUACGGCUUGUACAUGAUUGUGUCCUCAGAACUCUAUAUCACAAAGGUUUGCAAGGUCAAUUUGGCCCUUGGCGAUGAAAUCUGUGACAACAUUCAAGACCACAAUGAGGAGCAAGUUUUGGUCCAACGGUACGUUUCCAAGUUGAAUAUCUACAACCGGGUCCUGCAAGCUGUUCCAUCGUUCAUCUUUGCGGUGGUGGCGGGUCCAUGGUCCGAUGUUUAUGGUCGAAGGACUUUCCUCAUUUUGUCAAUCUCUGGCUUCGUGUUCAACAACGCGGUUUUCAUGUUGAAUAUCUACUUCUUCUACGAAUUGAAAGCAGAGUGGCUUUUGUUAGAGUGUCUUCAAGAUUGCACUGGAGGGACCAUCUUGUUCUACCUGACGGUCUAUGCUUAUAUAGCGGAUAUUACGGAUCCGUCGACUCGUACUAAGAGAAUGGCCUUCUUGAGUGGCCUUUGGCCGAUUGGUUCCAACAUUGGCAAGGCCUUAGGUGGAUUGAUAAAAAAUCAAUUGGGCUUUAUGUACAACUUCGCUAUUGGAAUGUUGGUGGCCCUCGUAGCUAUGCUCUACAUCGUGCUCUUUGUGAAGGAGACGGUCAAACCCAACACUCUAGAAGAGUACAAGACAUCAAAUGAUCCGAAACAAGUGAACAGACCCAAAGAACGAUCCCAAUCAUUGGGUGCCAGAAUAUCGUUCCUCUUUUCUCUGGAGAAUGUGAAAAAUGGGUUCUCGGCUCUCACACGUCCGCGAAAGCAUAAUAUGAGGGCGUAUAUAAUUCUAUUAUUGUUCGUGUUUCAAUUCAUGAUGUUCAAUUUUGUGGCCGACUAUACCAACCGAUAUUUGUUUCUCCGACGCUCCUUGGGCUUGAAUCUGGAGGAUUACACCCGUUAUUCGAUUGCCACGGGUGUCAUUGGGAUCAUCUCACAAUGCUUCUUGGUGCCGUUUCUCUCUGAGAAAAUGAAGAUCAGGGAUGCCACAAUAUCAUUCUACGACAUGUUUGCCUCAGCCAUCAAUUGCUUGAUCAUGGCCUUUGCCACCGAAGAGUGGAUGCUCUAUGUCGGUGCAGUAAUCAAUUGCUUGGACUCCUCAUCGUAUUCCGUCGUCCGAAGCAUGGUCACGAAAAUUGCUGAGCCCCACGAGACAGGUUCCCUUUUGGCUGUGUUCGGAUCGUUCCAAUCCAUAAUGCCAAUGAUUGCCACACCAGUUUUUGGAAUGCUCUAUCGCAGUACGGUGGCAAACUUUCCCCAACUUUAUCUCCUGAUUGUGGCUGGCUUCUUUCUGCUGAAUUCUGUUUGCUUGCUUUUUGUUCGUCAUGGCCUCAAAAAAUUGAACAAAAAAAUGGCCCAGGAUGAUGGCGUCAUUGGGGAGGAAAUCUUGGAAAUGGUGCCAACACCACUGAAAGCCAGGCCCAAGUCUUGGUACCCUGAGCGACCCCAUUCCCAAGCUGAGAAAGAUAGUGUGAUAUUGACCAAGAUCAUGAGUCAAUCUAUGGAUACCUUGACGUGAUUAAACGUGUUGUAAAUGACAAUUCCUUUUUGUGACCUACAUCAUCUGUUGGAAUGCUCCUAAUGCAUUUUUGGAGGGAUUGUAUGUUGGUCACUUGCCGUAAAAUGAUUCUAUAAUAAAGCGUGUUAAAAAACGUUUGGAAAUGUAUUGUCGAAAAUACGCUUUUUGUUUUUCAACUUGUACCAAUUGUCGCCCCAAGUCCGGAUAUGUUUCCAAAACGAUGAUCAAUACAUAUUGAAAGCAAUGUGGACUUUGAUCUGAAAAUCAACAGAGAUACU